This is a messenger RNA of Liolophura sinensis, 2121 nucleotides long. Its product is annotated as outer dynein arm-docking complex subunit 3-like. Lineage: Eukaryota; Metazoa; Mollusca; Polyplacophora; Chitonida; Chitonidae. Gene Ontology annotation, cellular component: ciliary rootlet; ciliary tip; ciliary basal body. The coding region runs from base 108 to 1751 and encodes 547 amino acids. The record is from RefSeq and is a predicted model, not a curated record. Gene Ontology annotation, biological process: outer dynein arm assembly; cilium movement. The transcript has 12 exons.
CACCUUGGCGACGGCAUUCACAUACACACACACCAUUUUCUUCAUAAACCUUGGCUGAAGGUAUCCAUUAUAUCUCUUGAUUUCUGAGUGCAAGCAACAAAGCCACGAUGCCGGGACACGGGAAACUUUCGCAUCGCCCGAUUACGGAGCAGAUAGAUGAGUUGAAAUCAAAGAUGGCCCUUCUAGAGGGUGACAGAAAGGCUUACUAUGAGACGUCUCAGUAUGCGAUGAAGAAGAACAGAGAUAAUAUCCAAGAAAUGAGAAAAGAAUGCAAGGCUUUAAGACAGAAACUCAGUGAUUCAUUAUCACAAGAUGAACAUGUCAUUAAUAAGGCUUUUCGAGACAAACCUGUGGAGAGAGCCUCCCUGAAAAACAAAUCAGGUCGGGAUGCAAUUACAGUGAUGGAUCACAAAGUCUGUGACACACUCAAACAUUUGAACGCGCUGAAGCAUCAGACAGCGACCAAACAGAAGAAACUGGAACAGCUUCAGACACAGUACAACCAGAUGGUGAAAGACGCAUCGGAAGCUGUUGCUACUGACAACGGCGAGAGUGAGGAUGCUCAGAAGAUGAGAUACCUGGAGAACAACUAUGACAAAGCCAGGCUGAAGAAUCAUGAAGCAAAGCACCUGAACAGAAUCUACCUGCAGAUCAAAGCCAAGUUACAAGGGGAAGCAAUGACUUUCAACAAUACGCUCAAUACCAUGGAGGCUGAGAUUGGCCGAUGCCAACAGGAGCUCAAAGAUCUAAAGGCUAUGAACAACGAUGCUCAGAUAUCUAAGGAAUCUGCUCAAGUUGAGCUCAGGAAGCAUGAGGAGCUGGUGUACAGUGAGAGGAAGAAGCGCGAGAUUGAACUGCAGAAGAUGAAGAAGGAGGCAGAAGAAAAGAAAAUGCAACACGAAAGAAUCGAAAAGAGAAUUGCACAGAGAGGCUCCUUGCAACAAGACGACAUUGCUCCUGGAGAGAAACAAAUGGUAACAGGAGAAGACAACCAGCAGAAAAUCACCACCUACGAAGAGGCUUUUAAGCAAAUCAAGGAGGCCACAGGUGUCUCUGAUACACAGGAAGUGGUGAUGAGAUUUGAGAACCAAGGGGAGACAACCCAGCACCUGGAGGAGCUGAAGAAGGAUGGAGAGAAGCAGAUCGUCCGUAUGAGAGAAGAGAAGGAGAGGUUACAGCAGGAGUUUGAGGACAUGAAGUACUCGGGAGAGGCUAAGCUGUCAAGUGGCCAGAGAGCUCUUGAGGACUUUGAAGUUCACUUGUCAAAGGAGGAGGAAAGACGUGACCAGGCAGACUUUAAACUGCGGAGAGCAAGUAAAGUGUUGGUGUCUGUGAAGGCUGGUGUGGAACACCUGGCAGAGAAACUGCAGCACCUCAAAGCUACGAAAGGUCACAUGCCCACUGCUCAGAUUUCACCCACGUCUGAUGAAUAUGUCCUGGAUCAGCUGUCAACGUGCGAGGAAAAACUCCUCAAGUUGUUAGAAGAAAUGGACGGCAAAGAUUUGAGUGAAGUUCUCAAGCAGAUGGAGGACGAAGAGUUCCAUGCAAGCAUUGAAGGGAAGCUGCCAACGUUCAAUACAAGAAUCAAACUCCCCCAGACACAGAAAGACAACGUUUAUGAUGAUGAAGACGAGAGUGGAGAAGAUGACACAGAUGUCCCAACACGAAAUACCAUCAAGAAACAGUCACAGUUUAUCAUUGAUGCCAAGACCAAGCGACGAACCACACGCAAGAAGAAGAAAGUCAAAUAAAUGAUCGACUGAGCACAGACAUAUACAUAGUACCAGUGACUGUAGUUUAUGUAAAUAUUCAUGUCUCUGUCAGUUCCCAUCAUAAUGAAUGAUGUGGAUAGCAAUAUAUGAUAUAUAGCUCAUAUUUCAUGUACUUAUACAUUUCGUGCUUUCGUGACUGUUACAUGAAUGAUAGUGUGAUUUAGGUUCAUCAGCCAACCACCUUUGAGCUUUGCUCAUUCUAUUACUAUUCUAAAUCACUUUCAGCUCAGCUUGAUAAAGUUAAUGUGAAGAUGGGUAAAAAAUUUACAUAUAUGUUUGCUGUGUAUAUUCAAACUUAUUUGAUAAGGACAUAAGAAAUCUGUGAUAACAUAUUUUAGAAUGAAUGUUU